Messenger RNA from Etheostoma cragini (Arkansas darter), 3471 nucleotides. RefSeq names its product solute carrier family 5 member 3b (gene slc5a3b). The coding region runs from base 19 to 2151 and encodes 710 amino acids. Gene Ontology annotation, molecular function: D-glucose:sodium symporter activity. The record is from RefSeq and is a predicted model, not a curated record. Gene Ontology annotation, biological process: myo-inositol transport; transmembrane transport; inositol metabolic process. The transcript has a single exon. NCBI's taxonomy places the organism in Eukaryota, Metazoa, Chordata, Actinopteri, Perciformes, Percidae. Gene Ontology annotation, cellular component: plasma membrane.
UCAAAGGAAUCUGUAAAAAUGGGUCCCGGAAUGGAAACAGUGGACAUAGCUGUGGUAGGACUGUAUUUUGUUCUGGUGCUAGCCAUUGGGUUUUUUGCCAUGUGGAAAGCCAAUCGCAGCACUGUGAGUGGCUACUUCCUGGCGGGACGCUCCAUGUCGUGGAUAGUGGUAGGCGCCUCGCUCUUUGUCAGCAACAUUGGCAGUGAACAUUUCAUUGGCCUAGCUGGGUCAGGAGCAGCAAGUGGCUUUGCUGUUGGAGCAUGGGAAUUUAAUGCCCUUCUACUUCUUCAGCUGCUUGGCUGGGUUUUUAUCCCUGUGUAUAUACACUCUGGAGUCUACACCAUGCCAGAGUACCUGUCAAAACGCUACGGUGGCACAAGGCUAAAGGUUUACUUUGCUCUCUUGUCUGUGUUACUUUACAUAUUUACCAAGCUCUCUGUGGACUUAUAUGCUGGAGCUCUCUUCAUUCAGGAGUCCCUCGGGUGGAACCUUUAUGUGUCGAUUGUUCUGCUCAUCGGUAUGACUGCACUGCUCACUGUCACUGGUGGAUUGAUGGCAGUACUCUACACGGAUGCACUUCAGGCAGUGUUGAUGAUUGGUGGAGCCCUAACCUUAACCAUCCUCAGCCUAAUCAAAGUCGGCGGGCUAGAGGGUGUCAGAACAAAGUACAUGCUGGCAGUUCCCAAUGUUACUGCUAUAAUGGCUACUGGGAACUUCACCUAUUCUCCUUCCUGCCGCAUUGAGCCCAAACCAAACUCCCUACGCAUCCUUCGAGGUCCCAUGGAUGAAGACAUCCCAUGGCCGGGCUUCAUUCUUGGCCAGACCCCUGCGUCAAUUUGGUACUGGUGUGCGGACCAAGUCAUUGUUCAGAGAGUACUAGCAGCAAAGAACAUUGUUCAUGCUAAGGGCUCUACACUAAUGGCUGGAUUCCUCAAGAUUCUGCCCAUGUUUCUAAUAGUCAUUCCUGGAAUGAUCUCCCGCAUCUUGUUUGCGGACGAGAUCGCCUGCAUUGGGCCAGAGCACUGCAUGGCUGUGUGUGGUUCUCAGGCUGGCUGCUCAAACCUUGCCUACCCACGCCUGGUCAUGGCAGUGAUGCCUGUUGGACUAAGGGGUCUGAUGAUGGCAGUCAUGAUCGCUGCCCUGAUGAGUGAUCUAGACUCGAUCUUCAAUAGUGCAAGCACAAUCUUCACACUGGACAUCUACAAAACAGUUCGGAAGAACGCGUCUCAGCGUGAGCUGAUGACUGUGGGCCGUCUGUUUGUUGUUGUCAUGGUGGCAAUCAGCAUUGCCUGGGUCCCUGUUAUUAUUAAUAUGCAAGGUGGACAGACGUACCUCUAUAUCCAGGAAGUUGCUGGCUACCUCACUCCACCAAUUGCUGCCCUCUUCCUGUUAGGUGUGUUUUGGAAACGGUGUAAUGAGACGGGUGCAUUUUGCGGAGGCAUGACAGGUUUCACACUCGGUGCCCUGCGGCUGAUCCUAGCUUUUGUCUACCGCCAGCCUCGCUGUGAUCAGCCAGAUGAUAGGCCUGCCUUCAUUUUUAAAGUUCACUACAUGUAUUUUGCCGCUGGGCUGUUCUGGAUUUCAGGGGCGGUUGCGGUCAUGGUCAGCCUCUGCACCGCUCCACCAGAUGAGGAACAGGUUCGCACCACCACAUUAUGGGGGCUCCGCAACAUCAAGAUGGUUUCAACAAAGGACCGAAAGGAGACCUACAGGCUGAAUGAAAAGAGCCAUUGUAGUGGAGAUGGGAGACUUCAUAAAGAAAUACCCCCAGAUAUCAGAAAGGAGAUGUGUUUGGAUGGGGCGGAUGUCAAACUCCUGGUCCCAUCCACUGACCAUGACCCAGCAACCCCUAGUACAGAAACAUCCCCUGCCACCACCCCUGCAGAGCAGUUUGGUAAUGGAACACUGGAGAUGACCAGAGAAGAAAGCUGCAAUGUUUAUCACGAGACUGGCAGGUGUAUGCGUGUACUGGAAUGUCUCUGUGGAUGUAAGGACAGAGCACAGAGCGAUCAGCAAAAAGUACAGCAGGAGGAUGCAACAGUCAUUGCAGAGAUGCUGUACGAGUCACCUAGAGAUAAAUGUAUUCUUAAUGUGAGUCUGGUGUUUGUCUGCUGUCUGGGCAUCUUUAUGUUUGUUUAUUUCUCACUGUAAUUGAACUCUGCACUGAACUAACUGAUUGGUGUGGGGGCUUUUAUUAAGGUGUGUGUGGGGGGGGGGGCUGUUAACAAACAGUUGCAUUUUCAAAGAUUUGAGAAGCUGUCUGUAAUAUUUACAGUUGUCAUUUGUAGCUCUUUAACAGGGUUUUAAGCUUAUUCUAAUCAUUUAUUUAAAUGAUUAAAGCUUCUCCACAAACAAAUGUAUUCUUCCUUAAGACUAUGAAGCUUAUUUUUGUAUUGUGUACAGUGCUGUUAAUCCUGCAUUCAGAAUAUGUUCUUUUUUUUUUUAGAAUUGUUCUUAUUUGACAUAUGCACUUGUCUUUUUUUUUUUUUUGUGAAAAAUAAAUGUAUCCUGUGAUUUCUUUUCUUUUUUUUUUUACCCCAUUGUUGAUAGUGAUUGUAGGCUUAGUUGAUGGCGUAGCAUACGUAGCUGUAGUCAAACAAACUUUAGGUUAUAGACCAUGAUCGUUCUGAACAAGUUUCUGCCACUGAACACUGUAUUAUUACUGCAUUGUAUCAGUAGAACUUUGAGUAUGUCUAACUAUUUAAUUUUUAUUGUGCCCUGGACUGUUAUUUCAAGGUUAUAAGUGAAUCCCCUGCAUAUCCAAUUUGUUUGUUGGCAACUAUCUCUUUUAUUUUUGAGGGAACCAUUAUGAAGUUUUUAAAUUGAGUUAAUAAGUUCUUAAAACAUUACUUCUCUGCUGCCGUUACAUAUGAGGAUUAUAUUGUGGUGAUUAUCAUAAUCACAGUUUGAUUUAGCCUACUGGAGGUAGAUCAAACUUACAUGUGUUCAGCAGCACAGAAUAUGAAAUGUAGCACAAUAGUAGAAAUUGUUAUCAUCUUAUUUAUAUAUAUAUAUUUUUUUAUCAUCUUAAGAAAAGAAAUAGCCAAAAUUAAUAGAUUAUGGUACUUUUGAUUUGACUAUUUAAUUUGUCACUAGUGACUAAAUUCCAUUCACCACAGAAUCUGCAUUGCUAUAUCAAAGCUUUUAUAUAUAUGUACUUUUUAUGCACUACUGUAUUAUAACUAAGGUCAGAAGUACCAAUGCUCAUGAUUCUGUUAAAAUCUAUAUUUAAUGUAUAUCUCAUUUUAUAGUCACAUCAUUAAUAAGUGUGUUGUUUAUGUUACCUGUGAACUACAACACAACAUACCUUUUAAUUCAGGGCUCUUUGCAUCGUUCACAAUAUACAUUUCUUCUAUAGCAGGCUAUCUGUUGUAUAUCUACUGUGUGUAAAUGUACCUUUAGUGCAUUUAAUCUUGUUUCAAAUGCAUCUUUUAUAAACCUCUUACCAACAGUGUCUUAGUAAAAAAAAAA